This is a messenger RNA of Spirodela intermedia, 2687 nucleotides long. NCBI's taxonomy places the organism in Eukaryota, Viridiplantae, Streptophyta, Magnoliopsida, Alismatales, Araceae. The record is from the annotation of a GenBank genome assembly.
AUGGGGGAGGAGGUGAGGACAGGAGGAGGUGUGGGGUAGCAGAAUGGUAGCCUAGACACCUCAGAGGAAAAUGAGAAAGAAGUAGGAGAAACAGAGUGCGAUGGAGAAUGAGAUGAUUAGGAGAAAGGAAAGGAAAAGAACAGCGGGUAGAAGAGAAGAGAAGAAAAGAAAACUCUUUCAAUAAUUCAGGCAACUGAUGUGAACCAUUACUUUUGUGCCAGGGAUACUCAAUAAAUUACUAGAUCUGAUUCCAAAUCUAUCCAACAUUAGAGACGAAGGGAUCUAUCAAUAAACUUUUGUAGAUAUUAGAUUUGAAUGUAAAUAUAAAAAAGGAAAAUCCUGAGAGCAAACAAAAGACAGAAAAGAAAAAAAGAUAGGAAAAGAAUCAUCAGCGUUUAAGGAGAGGCAUUGCCAUGUAGACGUAGAAAGUUGUGCAUAUUUUUAUGUCAUUUACACUUGAAGCCGUGGCUGAGUGUUUUGUGGCAUUUCUCGAACAGUUUCUCAGGCAGCUGCGAUUUAAAAUUCUAGAAUACAAAUUUAUAAUCUUUAACUUUUGCUGAUAAGUUCACAUAAAUCAACAAAGCCUUUUAUUCCUCUUUUCAUUACACUAAUUGUAAUUGCUUAAUAUAGUAGAAAAGAAGAAAGAUCGAGACUUCUGUACCUUAGCUUAAUGUGUUGCCCCAACUGCUUGAAUUCUUACUUUUUUAAGGCAUAUUUUGCCAAGAAUGUUUUGUUCACUUUCUAUAUCUUUUUAAUGACAUCAAUGAAUCACUUCGCAUCGUAUUAUGUCUGUCAUCCUGUAUUUUACGUUGGAAGAUCAUGCAGCAUUUUUGUGCAGGUACCGGGCCUCCAAUGGAGGAAAGUUCCCUACUGCUUCCUCCAUUAGACAACAAACUGGUGGUUCCUACUAUGUUGUCAAGGCAAUUAUUCAGGAAUUGGAGUACAAGGCAAAACAUCGCCCUAUGAAAGGAAUGGAGACGUUCCCUUUCAAAAAGACACAGGAGAAUAUCUGCACAUCUUCUGAUGCACGUAAAGAAGCUCCUUUGGUUGAAAAAUCAGAAGGUUCAGUCCCUGUUUCAUUGGAAAGUUGCACUCAUCAGGGGCAGUCCCUGUUUCAUUUCAGUGAAGACCAGAUGCUCAAGACUUUAAUUCAUUCUGAUGAAGCCCAUGAUUCUCCUGUUAUGUCUGCUCAAAUGGAGGAAUCCCGUGAUGAAUCGCUAUCGGUAGAUGUUAGCAAAAGAAAUGAAUUCCAUAUUGAACUCACCUAUGAUGUGAACCAUCUAAAUACAGAGACUAUCAAAUCGGUGCAUCCAAUGACAGAUUCUGUUGAGAAGGAUAUUCCAAAAGUGGUAGAAAAUAAUCAUGGCUUUUGUGUAGAUGGGGUUUUGAAUGAAGCCUCUGCCACUGAUUCUUCUCUUUCUUCCUUGAAAGACUCUUGUGUCGAAAAUCUUCCCGUUAGUGUCUAAGCCUCUCCGUGAUAUAAUUCUCCAUUUUUCCAAAGAAAAUGUUACUGUUCUCCCUUGUGACCUUGGCUUUGAAGACAUAUGAAUAAUCGCAUAUUCUUUACAGGCUGGCGUUGGGGGUUCUGUGGGGUCCCACAGUUCCUGGGCAAAACCAGGCAUUACAGAAGACGUGCUGAAGACAUUUCCCGGAGAGUCCGAUGUCAAGAGAGGAGAUGUGGGUGUUCUGAUCGGCACAAAAGGAAAGGAUGCUCAACAAUCUUCCAACGAUAAUGGCUCUCACAAGUAAGCAUCCUCAUCUUAAUCUCAUGUUCCAUGUAAGCGGUUGUCACCUGGUGUUUUAAAUUCUGAUCGAAUUGUAUGAAUGGGUAGAGAUCAUAAACUACCUCCAAAGGAAAUCUUGGCAAAACAUUCAGUGGUUUUGAAUCAGACUUGUCCUUUAGACAAUUGAAUCUUCCUUCCAUGUAUGGAGUUCUCUGAAUCUUGAAUGUUAGAAUUAGCUGUUAUACUUAUGAGAAAAAAACGGGAGCAAUUUCCAUUAAAAAGGUAUGAUAAAAAAAAUACAAAAAUUGAGGAUUUUUAACCGUUAUAUUUGGCCUGCAUAGAGCUCAAUUUUCUUUGAUUCUUUUAACACUUCCAGAAAGUUUAUAAUUUUCUUUCUUCUAAAUCAUAAAAAUUUACUCUGUUCAUUCUGAACUCACGUUAUAGUUGCCCAAAGACUUCAGAUGAGGGAGGGAACCAUGAACUUGGUAUGUGAUUCAUGGUGAAUGAAUCCAUGUGCGGCUAAAAGUUUUUGGAUCAUUGCGGAAAAUACUUGAAGCCUAAAAUCAUUUCAGUACAUUGUUAAACAAGCUCAUAUUUGAGUUAAGGUAGAUAGAAAAAUGCAAAGAUUUAAGAUAUUUGUAUCCCUUUUAAGGGAGGCCCUGAGGGUACGAUAACCAAGAUGCUUUAACAAUUUCUCCAUCUGGAUCCCUGCCUUUGUGCGUCGUCGUGGCUAAUUAUAAUCUUAUCAGCUUUCUAUUUUCUUACUUGUCUUCUACAUUCCAUCCUCAUGGAAAUAUUUCACCAUCUUCAUUAGGAAUUUUUCUAAAAACAUCUGUUUCUAUGUUCAGGGAAGACGUCAACAGAAAGCCAGAGCAUGAAGAACCCCUGCCCGAAAACCCAUCUCUCUGGGGAAAUUUAAGAUCCAUGGCUCGGGGCAUCAUCAGUUUCUUCAGGAAGAUGUGA